AUGCCGUCGUCCGUCCGCACGGUCUCCAUCCCCUUCGCCGACCUCAAGGAGCGGGACAGGGACCUGAGCGGCAAGAUCGAGGAGGGGCUUGGCCCCAACGGCCUCGGCAUCAUCUCCAUUUCCGACGUGAGUGCCCUAUCCAGAUUGCGCCGUCGCCGGCCGUCUCUUGCGAUUGCAUACAACGGGCCUCUGACAGAGCCAAGUCAUGGCCUCAUCAGCUUGUACGUGCCCCAGAGGCAGUGUUGUUCAUGUGGUGAUCUUGUACGGUAUAAACAAAAAAAAUUGGCUAUUGGAAAUUAUAGAAAGGGAGGCGGCGGCGAGGAGGCUGAAGGGCUGCCCGGAACUGACGGUGGAGGGCGACAUGCGGGAGAUGGCCAAGACGGCCGCCUGGAGCGUCAGCUCCUGCAAGCCCGGCAACGGCGUCGCCUCCCUCCGCGACGACGGCCUCGACACCUACUGGUAGUAAGCUCCCUCGACAGCCUCGACAGCCUCGACACCUACAGGAACGGCGGCGUCGGCGGCGCCGAGGGGGACUCCACCGUGUUCCCCGCGUGGCCACCCUCCGCGGGCGGGAUCAGGCGGCAGCACAGCGUGGAGGACUGGAUGAUGGCGUCCCUGCAGCAGCAACAGCAGCAGGGAGGAGCGGCGGCGGCGGAGGCCGUCCGGGUGCGGGAUCCCGCCGCCGCCGAGGCCUUCUUCGUGCCCUUCUUCUCCUCGCUCAGCUUCAACGUGCACGGCCGCAACAUGACGGAUCCCGACACCGAGGCCGACCGCCUCCUUCAGGUGGAACUUAUGGACAUUUUAGGGAAGUCUGAAUAUUGGCAACUAUCUGCGGGACGUGACCAUGUGAUUCCGAUGCAUCACCCAAAUGCUUUUAGAUUUCUGCGAGAUAUGGUGAAUGCAUCUGUUCUUAUAGUUUCAGACUUUGGGAGAUACACAAAGGAACUGGCUUCCUUGAGGAAAGAUGUUGUAGCACCAUAUGUGCAUGUUGUAGAUUCCUUCCUUGAUGACAAUGCAUCUGAUCCAUUUGAGGCUCGCCCUACACUGCUUUUCUUCCGGGGGCGUACAGUCAGGAAAGCUGAAGGGAAAAUCCAUGGAAAACUCGCAAAGAUAUUAAAGGACAAAGAUGGUGUGCGCUUUGACGAUAGUCUUGCCACAGGCGACGGCAUUAAAAUCUCUACAGAUGGUAUGCGAUCAUCAAAGUUUUGUCUCCAUCCCGCCGGGGACACUCCUUCGUCAUGCCCGCUGUUUGAUGCCAUUGUCAGUCAUUGUAUUCCUGUGAUUAUCAGCAGCCGGAUCGAGCUCCCUUUUGAGGAUGAGAUUGAUUACAGCGAGUUCUCACUUUUCUUCUCGGUUGAAGAGGCUCUAGAACCUGAUUACUUGCUCAACCAGCUCAGACAGAUGCCCAAAGAGAAGUGGGUUGAGAUGUGGUCAAAGCUGAAAAACGUCUCUAGCCACUACGAGUUCCAGUAUCCCCCCAGGAAGGAUGAUGCCGUGAACAUGAUAUGGCGGCAGGUGAGGCACAAAAUCCUGGCAGUUAAUCUUGCGAUUCACAGGAGUAGGAGACUAGAAGUUCCAGACUGGUGGUGAGGAUUUGGUUAAUCGUGUACAUAUCAUCCUUCAUAUGGUUCAUGACACGAAGCCAUGGUCGUGCACCAUGACACUGGAUCCAGGAAGAUGUACUGACAGGCACUAACAUUUUUGCCCCUUUUCAUUGAUCUUACAACGUCGUAGCCAUUACCCCCCUUGAGGUCAUGAUAUAGUGAGAACAUGUAGUUAUGUUAUCGAGCAGGCUUGCCUGGCAGAAGCAUGUGCAUUAGAAACACACUUACAAACAUGUGGACCAACAAACUGGAUGUUGACAAUGUAUUUCAAGUAGAUAUAAUAUCUCUUACUGAUUGCUACU
Hordeum vulgare subsp. vulgare (domesticated barley) is the source of this 1906-nucleotide messenger RNA. Its product is annotated as probable arabinosyltransferase ARAD1. The transcript has 7 exons. Gene Ontology annotation, molecular function: glycosyltransferase activity. The coding region runs from base 1 to 1590 and encodes 529 amino acids. NCBI's taxonomy places the organism in Eukaryota, Viridiplantae, Streptophyta, Magnoliopsida, Poales, Poaceae. The record is from RefSeq and is a predicted model, not a curated record.